AUGGUCGAUAAUCUAGAGUUCUGUGAAGGGUUUCCCUGGGGGAGAUACACCUUUGAAAAAAUAUUCGAGCAAAUAUGGAAGAUGUAUGCAAGCAGUUCUAAACCGAAGGAGAGAUGGCAUUGUCCGGGAUUUGUGAUACCUCUUAUGUUGCUUCCUUUUGAAUGCGUGGAAAGCUUAGGCGCAAACAGAUGGUAUAUGGCAGUGGAAGGUGCUGAUCCAGCUUGUCCUAGGAUGUGCAAGAAGCGCAUCCAACCGGGCCUGUUUGUCACACACACAAAUGUGAUGAAACAGAUCGGUGUGACUUCACAGGGUAUACGAAGUGUUCUUCAAAUAGAGGAGGGAGAAGAACAUAUUUUUUUUAAUCUACAUGAAGAUGAAAGUUGUCAUCCGGAGGUUCAAAAUUGGAUGCAACAAUUGAAGAUGAAUCCGAGAAGUAUUUGUUUUGAGAAAAUACGUGAGUUUGAUGUCGGUGGUAGAGCUUCCGUCAAUAAUGCAAAGAGGAAGAAGAAAGGAUAA
Molecule: messenger RNA, 516 nt
Organism: Tarenaya hassleriana
Lineage: Eukaryota; Viridiplantae; Streptophyta; Magnoliopsida; Brassicales; Cleomaceae
Exons: 4
Coding region: 1-516 (171 amino acids)
Source: RefSeq, a predicted model, not a curated record